This is a messenger RNA of Ciona intestinalis (vase tunicate), 633 nucleotides long. NCBI's taxonomy places the organism in Eukaryota, Metazoa, Chordata, Ascidiacea, Phlebobranchia, Cionidae. The record is from RefSeq and is a predicted model, not a curated record.
CCCGGUAUGAUCAACGGAAGGAAUCAAACUGUUUACUGUGAUAUGGAGAAAUACGGAGGCGGCUGGACGGUUAUACAGAGACGAGUAAUAAGCGACAACAUCGACUUUUAUCGCUCCUGGGAAGAGUAUAGAGUCGGGUUUGGAAAUAGGAGCCUUAGCUUUUGGAUUGGUUUAGACAACAUGCACAGCAUUACCAACACUGCUAACUACGAACUCAGUAUAGAGUACAUGGAAUGUUACGAAAAUACAACGAAAGAAGCAAGAUAUACAUCCUUUAAAGUUGGCUCAGCGGCCAUUGAUUAUACCCUGGCGAUAUCUGACAGAAUCAACACAAAUGACAAGGAUGGAAUGAAAGGUAGUAAUGGAAGGCCAUUCUCAACAUACGAUGUUGACAAUGAUUCGGGUACAUCAACAUGCGCAGUUAAAAGACACUCUGGAUGGUGGUUCGAAAGUUGUGUCGGUUUGUCUAACCUUAACGGAAAGUUAGAUCCAUGCAGUGAAACCACAUUGAAGUCGGUCUAUUGGUAUGGUCGCCGUGAGGGCUUAGUUGGCAUAACUUUUGUGGAAAUGAAAAUUCGAAGAAAUUCUUAAACGAUAAUGCAACCUUUGCAUAAAUUAGAUCGUGGUAAAAUG